Beta vulgaris subsp. vulgaris (sugar beet) is the source of this 3729-nucleotide messenger RNA. RefSeq names its product probable LRR receptor-like serine/threonine-protein kinase At1g12460. Gene Ontology annotation, biological process: protein phosphorylation. The record is from RefSeq and is a predicted model, not a curated record. Gene Ontology annotation, molecular function: protein kinase activity; protein binding; ATP binding. The transcript has 2 exons. NCBI's taxonomy places the organism in Eukaryota, Viridiplantae, Streptophyta, Magnoliopsida, Caryophyllales, Amaranthaceae. Bases 891 to 3530 code for a protein of 879 amino acids.
AUCUAGACUCACCAUUCACCAAACCACACACAUAUACUUUCACUAUUUUUUUCACUGUUAACCUUCUCUUCUUCCCACAACUCAAGUAACUCACUUACUCACAUUGAAUAUAGUAGUUGGUGAAGCAGUUAAUGUGCUGAUUUACACAGAUAAUGUCUACCAAAAUGUGAAUGCCAAAUUGCCAUGGUGGUUGGGAAAAAUGACCCAUUAAAUAAAUGCUACUAUAUUUCUUUAGAAACUAGUAUGAAAUUGAGCUAAAGCAGCAAAAUUUUACAGACUUGCAGCAUGGGUCUUAUGUUUCUUUAGUCCAAUUCCACACUUAAACUAGAGAGAGAAAGUGAGAACAAAGAGAAAGAUAGAGGAAGGCACGUGGGUAUAUAUCAGUUUGUGGCCACCAUUGUUGUAAUUUUGAGCUCUUGAAAGCUACUACUAUUUUUGUUUCUCCUUCUUACUUUCCAGCAAAAUCCCACACAUUUCUUGCUCUUAAAGCACACAUCUUUUUCCCCUAAUUUAAUUUUUCUUCUUCUACUACUCAUGAAAUUUCUCACUUGCAGAAGCUUAAACCAAAUUUGUGUAACUCAUAAAUGUUAAUUGUUACCCACCCAUAAAUGUGCAGGUGUUGUUGUUGCCGUUAAUUAUGUUUUCUGGACCACUUCAAAUUGACUAAUAAAUACUCUCUUCUUUUUACAAAAGAAAAGAAUGUCAGUUUUUGUAGUGUUGUUAUUAUAUGGUUGUCAUAUUUGUCUUGCUCUCACUUUUAGCAGAUUCCAAAAUCCCACAAAAUUUUGAUUUUUUGCAAAUAUUUACUCUCAAAAUUAUGCAAUUUGAUCUGGGUUAGCAACUAUAAUGUGGAUUAAGGGAGUUGGGUGUUGUUUAUUAGAGUUGCCAGCAUGAAAAAAUCCCAGCAACAGAAGCUUGAAGUUGUUCUUCUGUUGAUGAUUUUUUUGGUUCUGGAAUUUAUUCUUGUUUUCCCAGCAACUGAGAGAGAGAAGGAGAUCUUGUUGCAGUUUAAGAGCAAUGUGUCAAAUGACCCACUUAAUGUUUUGAGUUCUUGGGUUUCUGCUGCUGAUCCUUGCCAAAAUUACACUGGUAUUACUUGUGAUUCUAAUCAAAAUGUUGCUAGGAUUGUAUUGUGGAAUACUAAUCUUUCUGGGGUUUUAUCACCUGCAUUAUCUGGGUUAAAAUCUUUGCGUUCUAUCACUUUGUUUAGCAAUAGAUUUACUGGAAAUAUCCCAGAAGAGUAUGGAAAGAUUAAGUCUUUGUGGAAGUUGAAUUUGAGUUCUAAUGCCCUUUCUGGGUCAAUCCCAGAAUUUAUUGGGCAAUUGGAAAAUCUGAGGUUUUUGGAUUUGUCUAAAAAUGGGUUUUCAGGGGAAAUUCCACCCACAUUGUUUGAUAGUUGUGGCAAAAUGAAGUUCAUUUCUCUAUCAAGCAACAAUCUCACUGGUUCAAUUCCUGAUUCUGUGAUCAAUUGCACAAAUCUUAUUGGUUUUGAUGCUUCCUACAAUGUGCUUGGUGGUAAUAUUUCUUCUCAAAUUUGUGAUUUGCCCAAUUUGGCUUUCUUGUCAUUGAGGAGCAAUGUGCUUGCUGGUAGUGUUGAAGGGAAGUUAGCAGGUUGUAAUAGUUUAGAGUUUUUGGAUCUUAGUAGCAAUGUGUUUAAUGGAGAGGCGCCGUUUGAUCGUUUUGGGUUGGUAAAUAUGACUUAUUUCAAUGUUUCUCAUAACGGGUUUCGAGGGAGGAUUCCAGAGAGUAUAACAUGUAGCCAAAGAAUGAGGUUCUUUGAUGCUUCAUGGAAUAAUUUGGAUGGGGUGAUUCCUUCAUGGAUCACAAGCUGUGCAAACCUCAGAAUAUUGGACCUGGAGAAUAAUAGGCUAACUGGCAAUAUUCCAAAGAGCAUUGGUACUUUGAAGAGCCUUUCAAUCUUUCGAUUGGGGAAUAAUUUGAUUGAUGGGACUAUCCCAACAGAAAUCGGGGAUAUUGAGCUAUUACAAGUUCUCAAUUUACACAACCUUGAUCUUCAUGGUCAAAUUCCCGGUGAAGUUGCUCGUUGUCGGUUUCUUCUUGAGCUGGAUGUUUCUGGCAAUGUAUUAGAUGGUGAAAUACCUCAGACCUUGUAUAACAUGACAUACCUUUUAAUUCUUGACCUUCACAGAAACCAACUCAGUGGUAACAUUCCAACAAGUAUAGGAGAACUUUCAGGGAUCCAGUAUCUUGAUCUUUCAGAAAAUCUACUAUCUGGGUCAAUCCCUACUUCACUAGGGAAUUUAGGAAAGCUAACUCAUUUUAAUGUUUCAUACAAUUCUCUUUCUGGGGAGAUACCUCAACUUUCGAACAUCACAAACUUCGGGUCUACAGCAUUUUCCCAUAACCCUCGGCUGUGUGGCCAUCCUCUAGACAGCUGCUCAGGGAUGAUGUCAAAAAGAGUAAAGGCACUCACUGUUUCUGCUAUAGUUGCAAUGGUUGCUGCUGCUCUUAUUCUAUUUGGGGUUUGCAUAGUAAUUAUUUUGAACAGAAGGGCACGCAGGAGAAGGAAAGAAGCUGAGAACAUGGUUCUAGAAGGCACUCCUUUGGCUUCAACUGAAACAAAUGUCAUAAUUGGAAAGUUGGUUUUGUUCAGUAAAAGUUUACCCUCAAAAUAUGAAGAUUGGGAAACUGGUACUCGAGCAUUGCUUGACAAAGAGCGGCUUGUUGGUGGUGGCUCCCUAGGUACAGUGUACAGAACAAGUUUUGAAGGUGGUAUUUCAAUAGCAGUAAAGAAGCUUGAGACUUUGGGAAGGAUCAAAAGCCAAGAUGAUUUUGAGCAGGAAAUUAGUAGAUUAGGGAAUAUUCAACACCCCCAUUUAGCAACUUUUCAAGGUUAUUACUGGUCUGCAACAAUGCAGCUGAUUCUUUCAGAUUUUAUUCCUAAUGGUAACCUGUAUGAAAAUUUACAUGGCUCAAACUAUGCUAGCUCCAGCGCUCAGGGUGGAAAGAGUGCAUUGUAUUGGGAAAGAAGGUUUCAGAUUGCCCUUGGAACUGCUAGAGCACUCUCUUAUCUUCAUCAUGAUUGUAAACCCCCAAUUCAUCACCUGAACAUAAAGUCCACAAACAUACUCUUGGAUGAAAACUACGAGCCUAAGUUAUCUGAUUAUGGGCUGUCGAAGCUGCUUCCCAUGUUUGAUAAUUAUGGUCUAACAAAGUUUCACAAUGCAGUUGGGUACAUUGCUCCCGAGUUAGCUCAAAGUUCAAGACCAAGUGAUAAAUGUGAUGUAUAUAGCUAUGGGGUUGUGUUGCUCGAGUUAGUAACUGGGAGAAAGCCUGUGGAGAGCCCUUCAUCGAGCGAAAUUAUUGUUUUGUGCGACUAUGUAAGAGAGCUAUUGGAAACUGGGUCUGCAUCCAAUUGCUUCGAUAGAAGGUUGAGAAAUUUUUCUGAAAACGAGCUAAUUCAAGUUAUGAAACUGGGGCUCUAUUGUACUUCUCAGAUCCCCUCUAAAAGACCUAGCAUGGCUGAAGUUGUGCAGUUUCUUGAAUCAAUAAGGAAUCACAGUUCUUAACAUUGGAAAAGGGUGGUUAUAUCUGGGAUCCUAUUGUGUAUGAAGUGUAUGAUCUUUGUGCAGUGAAGCAACAUAGUUUAGCUGAGAGGGCGUUAGGGGAAUUAGCAGUCAUUCUUUUGUAAUUCUUUUUUGUUUUCAAUUUCACCCAUUGUUAUUCACACCCUGUUUUCAUUAAUAAAUUCCAUUCAUUUUUUUGGUA